This is a messenger RNA of Plectropomus leopardus (leopard coralgrouper), 2362 nucleotides long. It is a transcript of the gene mafgb, whose product is annotated as MAF bZIP transcription factor Gb. Gene Ontology annotation, molecular function: DNA-binding transcription factor activity, RNA polymerase II-specific; RNA polymerase II cis-regulatory region sequence-specific DNA binding. Gene Ontology annotation, biological process: regulation of transcription by RNA polymerase II; regulation of epidermal cell differentiation. Gene Ontology annotation, cellular component: nucleus. The record is from RefSeq and is a predicted model, not a curated record. Lineage: Eukaryota; Metazoa; Chordata; Actinopteri; Perciformes; Serranidae.
UUGAGGUGUUGUUUUGCUGAGUGUGCACGACCGCCGCCGCUGCCAUGCCGUUAUGGCUUGCCGCUUGUCCCGGUGUGCGCCGCUGCCGCUGUCCUGCUCGGGCGAACUCGCAGUAACGCCGCUGCCGUUUAAAGGGCAGCAGGCUGGUAGUGCUGAAUCAUCACGAUCCGGUCGUCAUCCAGACCCGCACAUGCUGUUCCGACACCGGGUCGCUUGGAGCCAACAGCCACGCCGACCGAGAAACCAGCGAUUUCAUAAUAACACAGACAAAGGGGGUUGCGUACGGCUGUCAAGCUUAAAAAAAGAAGCCAUGUGUCGGAAUUAGGAGACCGUGCGGGGAGAGCGAGUCGGUGCCGCUGGCAUGCCCGGGGAUUCCCUUGUUUUGCGGCGACUAAAUGGCUAGUUAUUCGGAAAGGUUAACGUGAGGAGAUGAAAACCCUUAGCGUAGAUUAACAACUUAAAUAAGCGGAAACCCUCAAAAACAACACCUAGCUUCCCCGGCUGUCCUCUCCUUGGGGUGCUGAGGCAAACUGGAAGCUUCCCGCUGUCGCUUCACCGACGUCUGUUGCUCCUUCACAGGUCUGUUCAGAAGAGCAAGGCUCUUGUGGCAUGACGACGACUAACAAAGGAAAUAAAGCCUUGAAGGUGAAGCGUGAGCCGGGGGAGAAUGGCACCAGCCUCACAGACGAGGAGCUGGUGACCAUGUCAGUGCGAGAGCUGAACCAGCACCUCAGAGGGCUCACCAAAGAUGAGAUCCUGCAACUUAAACAACGGCGGCGCACCCUGAAGAACCGGGGCUACGCUGCCAGCUGCCGGGUGAAGCGGGUCACCCAGAAGGAGGAGCUGGAGAAGCAGAAGGCCCAGCUGCAGCAGGAGGUGGACAAACUGGCCAAUGAGAAUGCUUCGAUGCGUGUGGAGCUGGACGCUCUGAGGUCUAAGUACGAGGCGUUACAGACCUUCGCCAGGACUGUGGCACGGAGCCCCACCGUUGGGGUCGGGGUGAGGGCUGGAGGGGGAGGAGGAGGAGGGGGAGGGGUGGCGUCGUCAGUCAUUGGCCCACUCAUACCGGGGAAGAUGGCAACAGCGACGAGCGUGAUUACAAUAGUGAAGUCAAAAACAGAUGCACGGUCUUGAGGGAGGGAAAGAUAGAUGAGGGUGCGUCGGGAUGGGGUUCAGCUGCGACAGAGCAAUUCUUCUUCUAUGCCGGCCACCUCUCCUCCACCUGCACUGACGUCAAACAGCUGGGCAGUCUCGAUCGCAUGGCGGCAGCAUGUUCCCGUCAACUGUCUCAGAGCAGUGCAGGUGAAGGAAAGGAUGGACGCAGAGGAAUAUAAUUGAGACUAUAAAGAUGCAAGUCCUUGGUCAGCGUAUGAUCAUUUAGCACAGGACAGAUACACAGGGUUCCAACGGUCACUGAAAGCCUGGAAAAGUCAAAGAAUUUGUUUUAUUCCAGGCGAGGGGAAAAAAAAGUCAAAGUAUUUAAUUGCCCAAAACACUGGAAAAAUCAUGCAAUUUUGUUUUGUUGCUAUUUAUGUAAGUCAAAGUGUUCAGUGUCAAGUUUUACUGCUGGUAUCUAGAUAUCUGUAAAAAUCCUGUCAUUCAUUUGCACACUAGAUAUGAAGCGGACGUUUGCCUGAACAAAGAUGUAGAAUGCCUGAAUUCGUUCGUACCAUAGGCUUGGGUGGUAUACCUUCCUGAAAUUUCACCAGGAUAUAUGAUAUAUGGCGGUAUAAGUGUGUAACGCCAACCGGUAUUAAGUGCACCACUUACAGUCUUACUUUCAGCUUUUCAGUCUAAUAAAUAAACAAUAGAAACCUAAUAUUCUCACACCUGUUUUCCUUAUGAAACAGGGAAAUACAACUGUACACUUCUUGAAUUUGACUUUCUCUCUGUCACGGAAGACUAACAAGGCUUAAUUGUCUUGUUAACUCAUCAUAAAACACAUUUCAUUCAAACAGAAAUAGACAGAAACAAAAUAAAACUCUCCAAACCGUCUUGGUUACUCGUUAGUUAUGUAGUUAGUAAGUCCACUGUUAGAACAAUUCACCAAGUUGGAUGUGCCGUUGUUAUCCACCGGCUGCUUACAGUCAUGUAUCUUAUCCCUCCACCUCUAUGUGUUGUGUUGUCUUUCAGCUUGGCUGCCUAUUCCACUAGUGGAGACUGGGGACUGAGCUUUGGUGGGGCGUGCUGUGCACUACAUACAAUGAGUUUAUUAGAGAGAGGAGCAUUGUAUUAUGAUGGUAUUGAAAAACAUACAUUGGGAUUUCUAAAUACCCUGGUAUACCGUGAUACAGUGAUACCGCCCAAGCCUAGUACACCAACAAAAAUGGUCAAACACAUGCUUUACAUAUUAGAAUCAGGG